This is a messenger RNA of Hyphopichia burtonii NRRL Y-1933, 687 nucleotides long. RefSeq lists its product as uncharacterized. Lineage: Eukaryota; Fungi; Ascomycota; Pichiomycetes; Serinales; Debaryomycetaceae. The coding region runs from base 1 to 687 and encodes 228 amino acids. The record is from RefSeq and is a predicted model, not a curated record. Gene Ontology annotation, molecular function: ATP binding; kinase activity. The transcript has a single exon. Gene Ontology annotation, cellular component: cytoplasm.
AUGGAAUCUCCCAUCAAAAUUGACGGAUUGGACUUGAAAAAGUUGGUGGAAAGAGUUAAAGAAAUUCAAUUGGAAACACCGACAGGCAAAAAAUUAAUAAUAUUACUAGCAGGAGUUCCUGGUUCGGGGAAAUCUACGCUUUCAUGUAAGGUAGUGAAACUCUUGAAUGAAGAACAUAAUAUCAAAUCGUUGGUUUUACCUCAAGACGGGUACCAUUUAUACAGGUCGGAGUUGGCCCAGAUGCCUGACCCGGAAGAAGCAAUAACAAGAAGAGGAGCUCCAUUCACAUUCAAUGCAGAUGCAUUUUUGAAGACCGUUAGAUUAUUGAACGAUCCUACUUCAUCCAGUGAAGUCAUAAGGGCACCAUCAUUCGACCAUAAAUUGAAAGAUCCGAUCGAAGAUGAUAUUAAAAUAGACCCAGAUACCAAGGUAGUAUUCAUUGAAGGUAAUUACGUACUACUAAAAGACCCUGGAUGGUGUGAGCUCGUGGAUAUUGCGGAUGAUUCUUGGUUUGUUACUGCAAACAAGAAUCUAAUUAGAAAUAGAAUUAUCAAAAGACACUUAGAAGCAGGUAUAGCAUCAAAUGAACAAGAGGCAAUAGAUAGGGCAGAUGGCAGUGACUUGAAGAAUGCCAAAUACAUAGAAGAAAAUCUGUUUGUUCCCCAGAUCUUAAUACAGAACAAUUGA